Molecule: messenger RNA, 2740 nt
Organism: Aedes aegypti (yellow fever mosquito)
Lineage: Eukaryota; Metazoa; Arthropoda; Insecta; Diptera; Culicidae
Gene: dup
Product: DNA replication factor Cdt1
Biological process (GO): DNA replication checkpoint signaling; DNA replication preinitiation complex assembly; mitotic cell cycle
Cellular component (GO): nucleus
Molecular function (GO): DNA polymerase binding; DNA binding
Source: RefSeq, a predicted model, not a curated record
CAACGCAGCAGUCCCAAAUCGCGCGCCAGUUCGCAGCCUUUCAUCGAUUGUUAUUGCAUUGGAAUGCAGUUUGAGUUGCAAUAGGAUUCAAAUUGGAGGGAAAACCGCGCUCUCGCCAUCAUCGUCGUUCUUUUUCGCAGUUUGCAGUGAACGAAAAUCCGACUGUCAGAAGUUUAAAAGCCCCCUAAUAGGAAGUGAGGAAACUGGUGACGCGUUCCAGUUGUGGCCAUCUUUUUGUUCGAAGUUAAUUACAGUGAUUUAGUUAAUCCAGUGCACAAUGUCUCAGCCAACAGUCGCUGCGUAUUUUAACACCAGAAAACGUGUGGCAGGGGAAGAACUCAGUGCAGCAACUCGUAACAAGAAUGCCUCCGUCGAUGAGUCGGGAUCCGCUGGGACCCCGCAGGGGGAUCGGAAGAAAAUUACCCGAGCUACGCGGUCCAUCAAGCGGAUCGGCGCGACCAAAGUGGACGAAAAGAGCAAGCAAAUGCUGGAGCAACCAAAGUUGGUGCGAUUCUUGAAGCUGGGAAACUUGUCUCCGAAGAAGAAGCUGAAUCAGUAUCCGACCAGUCCGGCCAAAGCAUGCACGGCACCGGACCAGGCAGCAUUGCCACCUGCGGCCAAUACGGAGUUCUCCGCUAAAAACAACACAUCCAACGUAGAGCGGGGCAUGAAGACGCCAACGAAGCAAGUUCCUCCGACAUUGAACCAGGCCAGAAAAGCCGCUUCCAAUGUCCAGAUCAGCAAGCUAACCAUGGAGGAAGCCCGGAGCAAACUGGGCCGCAGCUCCCGGCUGGCCGAACUGAAGACGUCGCUAAACAAGCUUCAGAGUGGGUUCGACCGGUUGGAUCGACUGGAGAAGGUCCGGCUGGGACAACGUCUGGAAGCCUCCGGUGCCCCGAGUCCGACCACCGCCGCACGGAAUCUGAAGGAGUUCGAACGGCUGGAGGUGGAGGUCCCGGUGAGCCCUCAGAAACCGUUCGCCUCUCCGACGAAGACCCUACACCGCACUCCAACCAAGGCCAGCCACAGUGCGUUGAUGUCCCCGCGGAAACAGGUUACACCGAAACGUCUCAGCAGUUUGAUGAGCCCCAUCAAGGAACCCACUGCCACCCCAGUAACGGCCAGCCCCACCAAGGUUCCCGCCUAUCAGCGUUUCCAGACCCUGGUUGAGUCCGGUACACCGUCCCUCCAGCUGCCCUAUAAAUACCGCAGCCUGGCGGAACUGUUCAAGUGCAUCGACACCGUUUGUGCCAUGUUUUACAACCGCAAGGAGCAGAUCACAUUCAAAAAGCUGAAACCAGCGGUGCAACGUAUGGCCCGGAAGAACCUGUACGAAACGCAUCUGGCACAAAUUAAGACCCUGUUCCCCGAUGCGUUCGAGUUUAGUCAGGAACUCACGAAAAACUAUGGUUCCGCGACUAAGAACGAAUACUAUCAGUUGAUUAUCAAACCUAACGUCGAAGAGAAAGAACCAGCAAAGUGCGAUGACGAAGACGCUAACGUUAUCAGAAGCGCUCAGAAUCAGUCGAUGAAUCCUCAGGUGUUGAUUGAACGUUACCAGAAAUUCAACAGAAUUCUACUGGCCCGUGCCAAGGAAGCUCACGAAAAAUUCCUUCUACAGUUGGAUCCACCAGUUAUCAUUGAAAAGCAUAAACUUACCCGUUGGCAUCCAGAUUUCAAUUUGGAAAGUUGCCCCGACAUAGAACUUGGCGAUGUUCCCCAACCACCUAAUGUGGAACGCUUCUCUUCGGCAAAGGACAUUCUCUCCACCGCCAGAAACCUCUUCAACUGCGGCACCGCAAUGGAAAAGGCCCUGGAACGCCUGGAGGAGAAAAAACGUGUUAACGCAGCGGCCACAGAGAACCCUGCUAAUCGUCCCACAACCUCCACCAUCACCUCGCAAGAAGAAACCAACAAGAAAAAGACUGAACAUCCCUUCCAAACGGCGUUGAAAAACGUCCCCCCGUCCCUGCUGGAGAAAAUCCGCGCCAAGCAGGCCGCCAAAGCCUUAGACCAAAUGACUCGACGACCUUCGCAAGAGAAGGAAGCAAUUCAGUACUCCCGCCUGCCGGAGAUAGCGCGACACUUACGGAACGUUUUCGUAACCGAGAAGAAGAACGUCCUUCCCCUGGAGUCGGCUCUGGUGAAAAUCGAAAACAGCUACCGGGGUCGUCUGACCGUUACGGAACUGGAGAACCACCUGAAGCUGAUUUCCGAGGUGGUACCCUCCUGGCUCACACUGACCGAGGUCCGCAAAACCAUGUAUGUGAAGAUUAUAAAAGACUUUGACCUUGCCAAGGUAAUCGCCCUGCUCGAGAAAAAGGCGACCGAUAAACUAAAAUGCUAGAAAAAUGCUGCUUUUAUUUAUACUUUCGUGUUUUGUUAGGAUAAUUUUACAUUAUUGUAAUUUUAGUAGUUCCUCUUCUACCAAAUUUUGUCAUAACCAGUAUGAUACCGAUAUUUAUAAGAUCACGAAUUCACCGACACUUACAUAUCAUUUACACAAUUUACACUCACCAUCAUUAGCUUUACAGCAAGCUUUAUUGUUAGCACAUCAAAAUUGAGUGGUUUAUGGAAUGGUAAAUAGAUUUACUUUAAAUUAUCUUUAAAAUCAUUUUGACCAAGUUUUCCUUCGCUAUUCUUUUUAUUCGUUCUUUUACAUUUUACUUAAUUUUUGUUUUUCUGAAUGUUACCCUACAGCACAUAAGAAGAUAUUUAAUAAAAGCUACGUUGGCUGAAA